Molecule: messenger RNA, 2474 nt
Organism: Uranotaenia lowii
Lineage: Eukaryota; Metazoa; Arthropoda; Insecta; Diptera; Culicidae
Product: homeobox protein abdominal-B-like
Exons: 7
Coding region: 49-1341 (430 amino acids)
Biological process (GO): proximal/distal pattern formation; regulation of transcription by RNA polymerase II; anterior/posterior pattern specification
Cellular component (GO): nucleus
Molecular function (GO): DNA-binding transcription factor activity, RNA polymerase II-specific; RNA polymerase II cis-regulatory region sequence-specific DNA binding
Source: RefSeq, a predicted model, not a curated record
GAAAGUAAUGACAACCACUACUCAUCGCUGAGGGUGAGUGAGCUGCUGAUGCGGAAGAAUAUACCAAACAUACUAGGUCGGAGCAGCAUACUGGCCAGUGCGGCUUACGGGUCGCACGCUGCUGCCGGGGCCUGGUGGGGGCAACACUCCCACUCAGUGCAUUCCGGGGCGGCCAUGUACGAGGACCACACCGGAGGUGGCGGCCAAACCGGAAUCGGCGGACGAAGUCCUCCGUCCCUGCACAAUUCCCACACCAGCAACCAUAUCCACCACCAUCACCAGCAGCAGCAGCAGUCGCAGCAGGCCGCGGCCCAGCAGCAAUCGCAGGUACCUUCGCAGAGCUCGUCCCAGCAGAAUUCCUCCGCCCAGAACAGUUCGGUCUCACAGACUCAGCUCGUUCCACCCUCGGCGGCCAGUGAGUCUCCCGGCAGCGUAAGCUCACAACCCUCAGCCAAACGUCCAACAGCUAACAACAACAACAACAACCCAUCGUCAUCCUCCUUCGAGUCAGCGGCCGUCGCAGCGUCAGCAGCAGCAUCGGCGGCAGCGGCGAGCACGGCGGCGGCAGCAGCAGCCGCGGCUGCCGAUGCGUCCCGAUUGCGCCACUCCUACCCCUGGUCCGCGUACGAUUCGGCGGCUGCAGCGGCCGGUGCGGCAGAUUCGGCCGCCGCAGCCGCAGCCGCCGCAGGCUACCACCCGCAGUACCCGUACGGCCUCGGCACCGCAGACAUCAAACCGAUGUAUUACCCGGGCUACCCCACGGAGGCCAACUUCCAGCCACACCACUACUACCCAAAGUAUGAACCGGAUGCGUACAUCAGCAGCGAACGGAGCCGAGCCGUUUCCGGUACAGAUGCCCCCUCGCUUCAGUCCAGCUACGACAGCUACAAUUCCAGCGGGCUGCGACCGUACUCGAGUGAAACAUAUCCUAAUCCUGUUGGUUCCAGCCUCUCGGUGGGAGUCAGCGGUGUCGGUUCCUGUACCCCGUCGAAUCCGCUCGAGUGGACCGGCAACGUGACGGUGCGGAAAAAGCGGAAACCGUACUCGAAGUUCCAGACCCUGGAGUUGGAGAAGGAGUUCCUAUUCAAUGCGUACGUGUCCAAGCAGAAGCGGUGGGAGCUGGCGCGGAAUCUCAACCUCACCGAGCGACAGGUCAAAAUAUGGUUCCAGAACCGGCGGAUGAAGAAUAAGAAGAACUCGCAGCGACAGGCGGCGCAAUCCAGCAACAGCAGCUCCAGCAACAGUCACAACCAUGGCGGCGGCCAGCAGUCCCAUCACAACCCGCACCACCUGAAUCUGGGUCUCGGAAUGCCACUGCACGGGUCCAAGAUGCAUCAGUGACCCAUGGAGCAGCAGGCUGUACCGGUGCCGGUUCCGGUUCCGGUUCCAGUGUUGUCCCAGCAACAACAGCAUCAUCACCACUCGCAGCAGCAGCAGCAACAACAACAGCACCUCUCGCAAUCGCACCCGGAUGAUGGAACAGUAGUAGUAGGGGCUGCCGGUCAGCACCAACAACAACAACAGCAGCAGCACGGACAUCAACAGCAGCAACAGCAGUCGCUCAAGAUGGAAAUGUGCGACGUCCCGACGGCUCCCAUGUGCAACCACAUUCCUCACCCGCAUCUGAUCAAUUAUCACCAUUGAAAAGGGACGCGAGGAAUUCGUGGGAGGAUGUCCUCGGCAACCAGCAACGGCAACUGGAGAACAAUACGUAAUCAAAUCGAAAAGACGCGAAUAAGAAACACAAAAAAAAAAUUGUAAAAAAAAUUCUCAACAAACAAAAUCAACAAAACCCUGUUUGGCGAAAAAAGUUUGCUUUGAUUGGCUUCUCCGAUCUGAUCGUACGAAUGACUGUCUGCCAGAUUGUGAGUGCGAUUUGUAUGGAUGGGUUGCAGAUGGGUACCCCGAUUGCUUUGAUGUUGGAUGUUUUGUGGAUCUCUUUAAAUGUGAGCCGACUUGGGGAUGAAUAAUUAUAAAUCUCUGUUUGUUAAGUCUUUACAAGUUUGUGAUUCCGAGCACUCUCGUCUCUAUUUUGCGCAAACUGGUUGCAUAAAGUAUGGGACCCUUGAUUUUGGACUUCAGCAUCCUGAAUCUUUUCAAUUUGUCAAAAUCGUCACAUUUUCAAAAUUUAAAUUUUUUUUUUAAUUUGUUAAAAUUGUAAAAAAAAAAUGGAAAUUGAAGACACUUCCAAGACUUUCUAUGAACAUUUUCCAAUGGUGAAAAUGAAUUUCAAUUUUUUAUUUUAAAGCUGUUAAUGUUCAGUUUUCAAAUUUGCAUUCGCUGUUCGGUUUUUGACCAACAGAAUACAAGAUUUUCGAUAUAAAAAAAAGGAAAAAACAAAACCAUCAACUUUGAAAAUUAGUGAACAACUUCUGGAAAAUAGGAUUGAAGUUUGAGCUCCCAGAUAAAACUUUUCGUGAAUAUUCGACUUUAGUUUACUUUUGUUUGUUGAAAACUGGCUUGCAAGAUUUUUU